AUGAGCGGGGACGAGCACUCCUCCGACGAGUCCGUGAUCGGCCGCGGCGUGUAUGAGGCGUCGCGGCAGGACAGCGCUAACGAGCGAGCCGUCAUCUGCGCCUCUGUGGAGGACCUGAAGGCCGAGAUGGGGGUGAGGUUCACGGAGGUGCUGGCAGCCGUGCGUGAUCGGGGCGGCGGGGCCGCCGCGGGUGGCGCUGCCGGAGCUGCACCAGCGCCCGGAUAUGGGGGCGCGCGUGCAGCUGCCGGCGGGGCGUCGGCGCCCACGUAUGAGGGCGCGAACGCGGGUUACGGGCUCCACAGCGUGGAGUCGAGUCCCGGGUUGCUGCAGGGCGCUGGUCGGUACGGCAGUGGGGGCGGCUUAGGCUUCACUCCCGCGAUUUCGUCCCCGUUUGGAGCGGGAGGCCUUAACGUCGACUCCGGGGGAUACGGGAUGGGCACGGGGAUGUUCCACGCCCA
Ectocarpus sp. CCAP 1310/34 is the source of this 458-nucleotide messenger RNA. NCBI's taxonomy places the organism in Eukaryota, Phaeophyceae, Ectocarpales, Ectocarpaceae. The record is from the annotation of a GenBank genome assembly.